AUGACCUGGCUCAAAUCAAACAAUGUUACCUUAUCUAAAAACUCGGCACAAUCCUUUUAUCUAGACCAACCUAAAAAAACUAAACCAGUUGAGUUAGCAACUCCCCCAACUAAACCCGAUGACUGUCUCCAAGAUGCUCAAAAUUGUGUUUACUUUUCCUUUUUUAACUCGAAAGAAAAAAAAUUAUACACUCGCUUCAAAGACAAAGUCGAAGCUAACUUUGAAGGCACUCAAGCUCAGCAACCUCUGUUAUUUUUAACCCUUACUUUUAAUACUAAACACGAUAAUUAUUCGGCUUUUACUACUAAUUGGAAUCCGGAAGAUCCGGCCGAACCCUUAAAAGUCAAAAUUGAAAAAGUCCCUUCCACUUUUCAGAACUGCAAAAAAAUGGAGUUUGACACUUCCAUUUACUCUCUACUCCGAUCGUUCCUUACUCGCAUAAAUGCACUCUCGACAAGAACUUUACCUCUUGUUGAAACUGCCGUGCCUACAUUUCCCAAUUAUGACCUUACGGAAGAGUAG
Molecule: messenger RNA, 522 nt
Organism: Funneliformis geosporum
Lineage: Eukaryota; Fungi; Glomeromycota; Glomeromycetes; Glomerales; Glomeraceae
Source: the annotation of a GenBank genome assembly